AUCCAACCCUGGUGAACCUCCCUCUCACCCACAAAACACACACCUUCUUCAACCCAAUUGGAGACACAAUGUCGUCGAUUGUUAAACGUACCGUCGUCCGCAAUGCUUUUCGACCUGCUCCUCGUGUUUGCGUGAUCACAGCCCCUCGCCGAUUUGCAGCAGGAUCCGCAGCACCCGACGACAUACAGGCCGACAAGCAAGCGCUCAAAGACGCAGCCAGGCGCGAUCCAGAGCUCUAUGUGCUGUUUGCUGUCAUGACCGGAAUCUUCAGUCUGGCCGGAUGGCACUUUUCUCGCUCGCCCACGCACACCUCCGACGAGCGCCCUGUCGCAAAGAUCCCCGGAAGCGAGCCCUGGAAUGACCCGACCACGAAAGGCCCGUAUAAGUAUGCUCCGCACGGGCAUCUUGAAGAGGGAAGGAGGGAUGCUCCCUCAGCCUUGAACGAGGUCGUCAUUCCCAAUGUCACGCUGCCAAAGGAACUCCAUGAGAAGUACAACAAGUUCGGCAAGGACUACUAGGCUGCACACAGCAGUGCAUGUUUCAUUGCUAACUUCUUCCCUUGGUUCAAAUGCGAAUGUAGUUGGAUCUGGAUGCAUUCAUUCGCUUUGUCGCGAUGAGCUCGCCUCCUUAUACGAGCGGGAACCCUAGGGUUUCAAGCAACUACUCUAGCAGAGACAAACAGGUUCACGGUAUUGUGAGCGUUCUUUUAAAGCAGAGAACAAGCUACUCUGUCUUUUGCAACGCUAU
Molecule: messenger RNA, 747 nt
Organism: Westerdykella ornata
Lineage: Eukaryota; Fungi; Ascomycota; Dothideomycetes; Pleosporales; Sporormiaceae
Exons: 4
Coding region: 69-518 (149 amino acids)
Source: RefSeq, a predicted model, not a curated record